Molecule: messenger RNA, 7579 nt
Organism: Phycodurus eques (leafy seadragon)
Lineage: Eukaryota; Metazoa; Chordata; Actinopteri; Syngnathiformes; Syngnathidae
Gene: galnt2
Product: UDP-N-acetyl-alpha-D-galactosamine:polypeptide N-acetylgalactosaminyltransferase 2
Exons: 16
Coding region: 392-2098 (568 amino acids)
Cellular component (GO): Golgi apparatus
Source: RefSeq, a predicted model, not a curated record
AGCCUGUAGCGCGAACACACCGUCGCUGCUUGGCUCCAAGAGCUCCAACUAAAACGCUCACUGCAACCAUUGACUUCAACAUUAUCUUUUCCACUCGACUUUAGCACGGUUUGCCCUUCGACUCGCUAGCGGCACCGAGCCCUCCUCCACAACUGCGUUAUCCGAUGUUUGAUUGGAUUACAGCGGGUUAGCCUUUGCCCUCUAACCUUGGUUGCUGAAAUUUGGCUAGCUGCUUCCUGCUCCCCUCCCCGGAGGACCGAGGACCCAGCGGCGAAGCGCCAUUCGCGGUUACGACAAACCGGGACGAGCCGCCGCCGUCACCAUCACUAUCACGAGAAGCCCGAGCAGAGCCACCGAGUACUCGGCAGGCGGAAGAGGCGAGGAGACAACCAUGCGGAGGAAAUCGAGGAUAUUGUUAUGUUUUGCGGUACUGUGGGUGCUGGGGAUAGCCUACUACUUCUACUCGGGGACGUCGUUGGGGCGAAAGGAUGACUGGGACUCAAGUGACUCCUCCGGCCGAAACAAAGCUCAGAACUCUGACGACAAGACUCACGGUCUGGAGGUUCUGCCGCCCGGUAAGGUCCGUUGGCAGGACUUCGACCAGGAUCUGUAUGUUGGAGCAACAGUGGUUCGACCAGGUCAGGACCCAUAUGCCAGAAACAAGUUCAAUCAGGUGGAGAGUGAUAAACUCCGUAUGGACAGAGCUGUGCCCGAUACCAGACAUGACCAUUGCAGACAUAAGCAAUGGAAGUCAGACCUGCCAGCUUCGAGCGUGGUCAUCACCUUCCACAAUGAAGCACGCUCCGCUCUGCUGCGCACCAUUGUCAGCGUCUUGAAGAAAAGUCCAGCUCACUUGGUCAAAGAGAUCAUCUUGGUUGAUGACUACAGUGAUAAUCCAGAGGAUGGAGCGCUGCUGGGCAAGAUCGAGAAAGUCCGCGUGCUGCGAAACGACCGCAGAGAAGGACUGAUGCGCUCGAGGGUUCGUGGUGCAGAUGCUGCCACGGCGCCCGUCCUCACCUUCUUAGACUCCCACUGUGAAUGUAAUGACCACUGGCUUGAGCCGCUCCUGGAGAGAGUAGCUGAGGAUAAGACCAGAGUGGUUUCUCCCAUAAUUGAUGUCAUCAACAUGGACAACUUCCAGUAUGUAGGAGCUUCGGCUGAUCUCAAAGGAGGUUUCGACUGGAAUUUGGUGUUUAAAUGGGAUUACAUGACUCUUGACCAGAGACGAGCAAGACAGAGCAACCCCAUCGCCCCCAUAAAGACUCCCAUGAUAGCAGGAGGUCUGUUUGUCAUGGAUAAGGAAUACUUUGAGCUUUUGGGGAAAUAUGACAUGAUGAUGGAUGUUUGGGGAGGAGAAAACCUGGAGAUCUCAUUUCGUGUGUGGCAAUGCGGCGGAAGUCUGGAAAUCAUCCCGUGCAGCCGAGUCGGACAUGUCUUCAGGAAACAACAUCCCUAUACCUUCCCUGGUGGCAGCGGCACUGUCUUUGCAAGGAACACCAGGAGAGCUGCUGAGGUGUGGAUGGACGAGUUUAAAAACUUCUACUACGCCGCCGUUCCCUCGGCGAGAAAUGUGCCGUAUGGAAAUAUCCAGAGUCGUUUGGAUAUGAAGAAGCGCUUAGCCUGUAAGCCCUUUAAAUGGUACCUGGAGAAUGUCUACCCUGAGCUGCGCGUACCAGACCACCAGGACAUCGCCUUCGGAGCCUUACAGCAGGGAGGAAACUGCCUUGACACACUGGGACAUUUUGCUGAUGGUGUGGUGGGCGUUUACGAGUGCCACAAUGCCGGCGGAAACCAGGUAGCGUUACCACGGCAACACACGCAGGAAUGGGCCCUGACUAAGGAUAAGUCAGUCAAACACAUGGAUUUGUGUCUGACUGUGGUGGAGAGAACGGCCGGCUCCCUCAUCAAACUGCAGGGCUGUCGAGACAAUGACACCAGACAGAAGUGGGAGCAGAUUGAGUCCAACUCGAAGCUCCGUCACGUGGGGAGUAACCUGUGUCUGGACAGCCGCAGUGCCCGCAUGGGCGGUCUCACUGUGGAAGGGUGCAGCCCCAACCUGAGCCAGCAGUGGAAGUUCACCCUGAAUUUACAAUCCUAGGGGACAACAGACAUCAUGCUCUGCUAAGAACAUUACGCACCGACUGACUUUAAGAAGUAGAAGCUGUCAACUGGAGGAGAAAGACAAACAUGAUGGAUUAAUGGGUCCAUCUUGCUCCUCCGCAGGCUUCUGAGGUCAUUUCAACACCACCACUCCCCCCCUCCAACAUACAGACUGGCGGAGGGCCUUGUAGAACUUAAACAGGAAAGUGACAAUAUUUAGUGGGAGGACCAGUGCUGGUGACGCUGAUGAGGGGGAUAAAAGUGAUGAAGGCGGCUUUCCAUCCAAAUACCACAUACCUCAGUGUUUUUCUCAUUGACGGUCCGGGAGGCAAAAUAACGUGGGAAUUCUUUGAGUCGUUUUCUUGAAUCUUGGUAAAAUUGAACUCUUUUGUGUUUUUAUUUUGUAAUUAUUUUCUUUUGAAUAUUUUAAUUCCUGUUAAUUAGCGGAGGUUUGAAGGAGGGUUUUUGUUUUUUGUUUGGUUUGUUUUUAAGAACUUUUCCAAAACAAAAAUGAGCCUUUCCGAACCGAGCCAGAACUGUUGAAUUGGAGGAAAACAACUUUUGAGUUGUUUUUCCCCCUUGUGUUGAAUCUCAUCGGUUUACAGGAUCGGCAGAGAUGAGGUGGAGAAAAAUAACAUUUUCUACUAAUCUUUAUCCCCCCCACAAAAGUUGAAGCGGAGAUUUCCCACACCAGGCAGCGAAGCUCUGGGGGAAUUCUCGGAGAACAUAGAGUACCACAUUGAGGAGUUGUGCUCUCUCCUCAGGCUGUAGCACUGGCUGCUGCACUUUAGCAUUCUUCUUUUUGUCUUUAAAGCGACAACACACACCACAAAGCUCUUAGCAGCCAUUUUUUUGUUUGUUUGUGUACUUAUUUCUCUCUUAAGCAAAUUGAAAAAAACCUGCAAGGACAAUGAACUCUAGAAGAUUGAUGUCUUUUCUUUACUCUUGCUGCUUUUCAGCUACUCCCUUGGGAGUGCCUCAGUUUUAUACAACUUCUGUUUGCUUUGUGAUUUUAUUUUGCUCAGCACAUUGAACUGAAUUUGUGUUAUUUACUGUUGCAGCGGUUUCUCUCUAGAGGUAACAGGAAUAAAUAGUGGAACUUCUAUUAUCACCACCAACUCCUAUUAAUUUCUCUGUUAUACUGUAGCGCUGAUGUGAAGCACCACACUUGGUAGCAUGUGUUUGUGCAAUUUAUUUAUUGUAUCCCACUGUGGGCACUCAUUCGGAGUCACAUCCACCGCUCCAUACAGUACAUAUUAAGGGAAAGGAACACAGGUUAUGUUAUUUGGAUCGUGUUCAGAUUGUGCAUGUUUGCCACAGAACUGUCGUUCUCAAGAUGGUACAAACAUUGAAUUUCAUUUUUGAUUACAUAAUGACAUAGUUAUUCAGUGUCAUUCAAAAGAAUGUUAAGAUUUAUUUGGCCUGAAUGUAAUUUUUUUUUAGCAAUUUUUUGUGCUAGAUAUUAUUGCUGUCCAAUGACAUCUGAAAGGAUUCAAUUAAGAACACAAACAACGUUGGCAAGAAAAGCAAACACAACUAUAAUAUACUGUAUGUGUGUUUAAGGUUUUCCAAUUUUUUUGUGGACUUGUCCAGAACAUCUUCAACUGAACGUGGCCAUUUGUGUUCCUCUCAACUUGUAACAAUGUAUAACGAGUUUCCGCAAAGCACACCAUGUCAUCAGUGUAUUUAAUUUUUACAUUUAAAUAUUGUAUUGUUAAAGGGAAGAUUUUGCAAUUUAUCAGGAAAAAAAAUCACUUUGAGUCAUAUUUGUUCAAACUAAUUAGGACUUUACGGGAGUACAUUAUAAAUGUAAUCUAUGAACAAAUAAGCAGUCUCUGGCUGCAUCCUGUGCUUCUUAUUUAAUAUAUAAGAAAUCACCGCUCCUGAGGAAAAACAACCAAUCAGAGACAAGCCGUGACCUUUGAGAUGUCACUCAUUUGUCACUCGCUCAUGGGCAUACUACGCAAACAUCCUCACGCUGACUUGUGACUUUGUUAACCCAGAAAAACACCAUAUUCCUAAUUGUAACCCUAAAUGUUAGGUUUAAAGUUUUUGCGGGUAUGUGCCCGCGAUGUGUGCGCCGACGGGUGUGUAACAAACGAUUGACACCGAAGUCGCACCUCCUGUCUCUGAUUAGUUGUUUUUCCUCAUGAACUGUGGUUUCUUGUUAGACACAAAAUAGGACCAGAAAUUAUUCAUAGAUCUUAUUUAUCAUGUACUACUGUCAAGUCAUAAUGACUGUUUUGCCAAAUAUGUCCAAAAAAAUACAAACUCUAUUUAAUUAAUAAUUGAUUUAGCCUCGUGAUUUUGUGCUGCACACAUCUGAUGCAGUUCACCAGGAAAUAUUGCCUUGUCAAUCAUCUGUCAAAUCAUGACAGUUGCUUCAUAAAACAAAAGUGAUCUCACCGUGUGUCUCCAAUACAAAAUGGAGGAGGUGUGGUCGACUGUGAAGGGUCGUUGCACUGUUGGAUGGAGAUGCUCAUUGUAAACAUAAAACAUGUUUUUAUUGGUUAUAAAGCUUUACACUUAGUGCAUGCAGGAGAACACGUUUGAAUCUCAUGUAAAAAUCAUAAAGUGGACUUUCGAGGUUGUCCUUGGACAGCAAUGCUAGCAUAUCAAACAAUUGAAUGACGAUCGGGGGGAAACAUUGUGGUCUUCUAUGAUCAUGCAUUUCUAGUUCUUACUCAGCAUUUUUGGGGAGUGUUAUGCAACAAAGGAUUUGGUAGCACAGGCAAAACAUAUCUGACCUAUACUGAAGACUUAAAUAUGGGGAAUAAAUAUUAUUUUUUUUAAUGAAUUCAUUCUAACACAGUCCAUAUUAACUGUUAAUGAUCAAUUAAGGAAUUCAAGAAAAAAAGCUUUUCCCCAUACUAGAGAGAAACUGCAGCCUAUAUCUAUAUCUAUAUAUAUAUAUAUAUAUAUUAUUUUUUUUAAUAUUCAAUUUUUUUCCAGCUUUCCCUCCACCUCUUCUCAUGGUAUUUAAAGUGUUUUUUUUUAUUUUUUAUUUUUUAUUUUUUUCUUUCUUUCUUUCCUUCUUCUACUGUAUGUCUAUGCCUUUGUCUUAAACCCAAGUUGAGGUGACCAUGCUGACACUGCAGCUGCUUGCAGAGCCUAUCCUGCCACUUGAUAGGCUUCUGUGCUGGGCUGCCAGCACCCAUGGGUGCCGGGGCAGGUACAGAACGGGACUGGCUCGGUUGUGAGGAGAGCUUUGUUACCACGGUGACUGUACUGUACUCAGAUGGCCCCAAUGUGCGUGAGUUAGGAGGUUUAACUUUUUUUUUGGGGGGGGGGGGGUCCAUUGUGGUUGGAAAAUGCAAAAGAAAGUUACAUUAGUAUUAUUUUAUCUGAAUAUUUGUAUCUUUAGAAUGUUUUAGAACAUCAGUCAGCAUUUUAGAUUAACAAACAAAGUUUGAUCAAGUAUGAGCAACACUCAAAAGAAGUCACUCUGUUCAUAAUUGUCAUGGCAACCACCCGCUCAAUAUAGUGGAAAUUCUACAAUAAAAAUUAUUAGUAGUUUUAGUAUUUAUCAUGCUGCCAUGUUUUUAGCAUUGUGCAGAUUUCCUCAAAUCACAUUUGUUAGGCAUUGUAUAGAUUUGUCCUUCCUGAAGAAGAGAAAAUGUUUCUAUGGUGUACAGGUCUCUCUCCUGCCACACAAUAGCAACUAGAGGUUCUAAAAAUGACGUUUUCUGUGCUAAAAAGAAAAGAUCCCUUCAUGUUGGGGAACCUGCAGCCCGUGGGCCUAGGAAAGCCCACAAGAGGAUUUGAUCCGUUCCCUCGUGCAAUUCUAAAAACAAAUAAAAGCGCAGAGAAACAGCCCAAUUGCCCACUGAAUGCUAUGAUUCAUUAAAAAAAAUUGUUUGAUUGCUUUAAAAUCAGUGUGGCUUUCAAACCUGAAAUCGUCCCUCACAAGAAAAAAGUUCUUACCCAUGUACUGGUACUAAACCGAUGAUGCACCACCAAAGACUUUCAGGUUUCAUUAUUAAAAGCUGUUGCUUUUAUGAUCUGUUGCCGGCACAUAUCUGAGUUACCAAGGCAACAGUCUGCUAUCUUUAUAAACCAGAACCGUUUAACCCAAUGCCAUUUUUCAUUUUCAACAAAUGAUUAAGUAUCCCAACCCAAUCCCAUUGAUUGGCUGAUUAAAUGUUUACAUCUUUAGCACAUCGUGCCAAAGUUUCUUCCUGUUUUUUUCUGUAUGAGUCUGAAUGAAUGAAACAGUAUAACAGGAUGAGUUUUCCACAGGGUAUGAACCUCUCAGCUUCCUGAUUUAAUGUCUUAACAUUUGUGACAAAAACAUCCAAAGCACGCAUCAUAGUUUUAAAGUGAUGAGUGACUGAAUGCAAUUGAGUGAACAUGAGAAAGGAGGUGCAAAAAUAAAUUUUCGGGUUCAGUUAUGUCAUAUUUAUUUCCCUAAUUAUAGUUAAUCCUAAUUAUUAGAUUAGCAUCCAUUUUAGUUUACCAGCCCUUCGAUAGUAAAGUAUUACCUGGGUAAUAAUGACUUAAGGAUAUGAACUUUAUGCUUGAAGCUGUGUUGUCCCGUUUGUAAAAGUGUAUAUUUUUGUAAAUACUUACAUCCUAAUGUGUGUACAUUAUGUACAUAUAUGAACAGUGUACCCAGCCCCAGAUUGCUAAAAGGUUUUGUUUUUGUCACACUCUACAGUGCUUCUAACUGUUCCCACUUUUAUAGACAUUGCAAACUUUGAAUGAAGAGAAAUGAUUAACUUAAAUAAAUGCAUUUAUAUACAAAGAUUUAACAGAGUAUUUUGGUAUGCUUGCCUGUUAUAAUAGUGUUAAUGGUCCCUUUUGCAUGAAUCAAUAACAGACUUAUUUUACUUACACCCUCCUUGUGCCUUCCAUGUUUUAUAACACCAAAAUAUUUCAUAAUAAUGUAUCCCAUUUCCAUAAAGUCAAAUGUUAAUUCUGGAUGCGUCCCAAAUUGUUGAAAUUCCACUGAUUUGCAGACUUAUACCCUGCUUAAAAAUACAUAUUCAUAUUGGAUGCAAUGUUAUUUUUGUAUUGAUUUAGCUUGUUAACCAAAUCUAGUCUCAAGUACAAUAUUCCGAGUGUUCUAAUGUUAUCUGUGGAGUCCAGCAGGGAUCGGCACUCUGCCUUUUACUGUUCAGGAUUUAUAUAUGCUGCUACUUGGAGAUAUUCAACUAUGACAUUAACUUUCACUGUUAGUGAUACUCAACUGUAAAUGCCUUAAGAACUAACCAACCGAGACAAUUGCUGUCAUCUGGAGGCAUGUCUUUGUGAGAUUAAAAAAUGGAUGUCUUGUAACUUGCUUCUUAACCUUGAGAAAGCAGCGAUGCUGCUUAUUGGUCCUUCCAGACACAUGCACCUGUUUAAGGACAUCAGUCUGUGUUUUGACAGACGUACCGAUACCCAAAGUGAAUCGGGAAAAAAAAUCUGUGAGUUAUAUUUGACAAAACUUCUCCCCAUUAAACAAUAUAUUAGGAUCAGUUCGAACUGCAUUUUCCUC